CUCCAUACACGUGAUAAUCUAGAAAUUCCCUCGUUGGUCGAGUUCAAGGAACUAGGUCCCCGACGAGGGCGCACCAAGCGGUAAGAAUUGUCAGUUUUCACCCUCCCUGCGACAGAUCGCAGGUCACGUGACAUCUCCGAUGGCUUCGGAGUCACGUGACGCCAGCAGCCAAUCUCAUUGGGCGAAAUGUCUCAGCUUCCGUCUAUGGACAACAAGAGAAUGGCUGACUGACUUGACUGAUUAUAAAAGAAUAUCGUUUGGUUUUUAUAGUUUAUCUAAUAUAAAUAAUACGCGGUAUUAAUAAGUUAAAAGGGAUUAAAUAGACGAUGUCGACACCUAAUGUUAGGUCAACUAGACAAAAUGGUAGAAGGACAAGAAAGAAAACUAAUCUGAAACGUACAGUGUACACCAAUCAAGUUCCAGAAACAAGCCAGCUAGUUCUUUUCUCUGCAGCAGGACCCAGCACAAGCGGUUUAGGUUCAUCUCAUCAACCUCCAUAUGCUCUACGCCGUAAAUUAUCUUUACAAGAAACUAAUAAUUCAAGUGCUAGUGGUAGUGCAGAAGCAAGUUGCAGUAAUCCUUUAAUGCCGCGUAAACGUCAAAGACGAACAUAUUCUUCUCAUUCCCUCCCAGAUGGAAGUGGGCCAGCAGCUCAUUAUUUACUGUAUGAAUUGCCAGAUGAAGUUUUAUUAACUAUUUUCUCAUACCUGUUGGAGCAAGAUUUGUGUCGAGUUGCCCAAGUAUGCAAGCGCUUCCAUACAAUAAGUAAUGACACAGAAUUAUGGAAAAACUUGUAUCAAAGUGUAUAUGAAUAUGAUUUGCCACUUUUUAACACUGGACCAUGUAAAUUUGAAUACGUUCAAGUUGAAGAGUGUGAUUAUGAGAAUCCAUGGAAAGAGAGUUUUAAACAAUUGUACCGAGGUCUUCAUGUCAGACCAGGUUAUCAGUCACAAUACAACAGUAAUCCUGAACAUUAUAGAGGAAGAAAUAUAAUGUAUUUUGACACAAUUGAAUCUGCUUUUGCAUAUUCUGAAGAAUUAGAGAAUCCUCUUAUAUUCAUCCACACUGGUGUAUAUAAACAUGACUAUCUUAUCAUUGAUACAAAUGUAGCAAUGAUUGGGGCAGCUCCUGGAAAUGUUGCAGAUAAUGUUAUAUUAGAGAGGGAGAGUGAAUCUACUAUUACAUUUGUAGAAGGUGCAAAAGAAGCUUACUUGGGUUAUGUCUCUCUAAAGUUUACACCAGAUAUCACAUCAUCUGUACCACAUCAUAAACAUUAUUGCUUAGAAGUUACAGAAAAUUGUUCACCUACAAUUGAUCAUUGUAUUAUUCGAAGUUCAUCUGUUGUUGGAGCAGCUGUGUGUGUAACAGGAGAUAGGUCAGAACCAAACAUCAGAUAUUGUGAUAUCAGUGAUUGCGAAAAUGUUGGACUGUAUAUCACAGAUUAUGCUCAGGGUUUAUAUGAAGAAAAUGAAAUUAGCAGGAAUGCACUUGCAGGUGUAUGGGUAAAAAAUCAUGCCAAUCCUAUUAUGAGAAGAAAUCAUAUUCAUCAUGGACGUGAUGUGGGAGUAUUUACAUUUGAUAGUGGCUUGGGUUAUUUUGAAGCAAAUGAUAUACAUAAUAAUAGAAUUGCUGGUUUUGAAGUCAAAGCUAAUGCAAAUCCAACAGUAGUUCGUUGUGAAAUUCACCAUGGUCAAACAGGUGGUAUAUAUGUACAUGAAAAUGGAAGAGGGCAGUUUAUAGAAAACAAAAUCCACUCAAAUAAUUUUGCAGGUGUUUGGAUUACAUCUCACAGCAAUCCUACAAUUAGACGAAAUGAAAUAUAUAAUGGUCAUCAAGGAGGUGUGUACAUUUUUGGUGAAGGAAGAGGAUUAAUAGAACACAAUAAUAUAUACGGCAAUGCAUUAGCUGGUAUACAGAUAAGAACAAACAGUGAUCCAAUAGUGCGAUAUAAUAAAAUUCAUCAUGGUCAACAUGGUGGAAUAUAUGUACAUGAAAAAGGUCAAGGUUUAAUAGAAGAGAAUGAGGUAUAUGCUAACACACUGGCGGGUGUGUGGAUAACUACAGGAAGUAUACCUGUUCUCAGAAGAAAUCGCAUUCACAGUGGGAAGCAAGUAAUUUCCAAUAGAAAGCUUUCUCAGAAGGCAGAUUAUCCAUGUAUUGUAUUGCCUUAUUUUUAUUUUGACACAAUUGAAUCUGCUUUUGCAUAUUCUGAAGAAUUAGAGAAUCCUCUUAUAUUCAUCCACACUGGUGUAUAUAAACAUGACUAUCUUAUCAUUGAUACAAAUGUAGCAAUGAUUGGGGCAGCUCCUGGAAAUGUUGCAGAUAAUGUUAUAUUAGAGAGGGAGAGUGAAUCUACUAUUACAUUUGUAGAAGGUGCAAAAGAAGCUUACUUGGGUUAUGUCUCUCUAAAGUUUACACCAGAUAUCACAUCAUCUGUACCACAUCAUAAACAUUAUUGCUUAGAAGUUACAGAAAAUUGUUCACCUACAAUUGAUCAUUGUAUUAUUCGAAGUUCAUCUGUUGUAUCGAUUAACGACGUUUCAAAAAUGGUAUUUUCGGCUUUGUUGACGAUAACUGUAUUAAGUACCCAACAAUCAGAAAAUUAUACAAGUUAUAUAGAGGAUUAUAAUGAGUCGACUGCCUCAUUAACAUCGAUUUUAUGUCGAAGUGAAAGAGGUGUUUCUUUGCCAUUUGACAUCUACAGAAGAGACACGUGUGCUCGAUGCUAUAAUUAUCUUCCAUCAUGGGCCUUUGUUGAUACUGAAUGGAGAUUUAUUUAUAAUUAUCGCACCGGUGCACUGAAAGAUCCAAGGUCAAAUAUAAGUUACUUAAUAGAUCCCGGGAAUUCGUCUCAUCCCAUAUUUGAUACGUUUAAAAAUAAAGUAUUUGUCUCAAAAUGGAUAGAAUGUUGUCGUGCCGCUGUUGCAUGCUGUCAGAAAAUGAUGAAGGAUCCCAUUCCUGUAAAUGAAACUCUUUAUUGCCCGAGAACAUGGGAUGGUUGGCAAUGUUGGACAGAUACUCCUUCGGGACAAGUUGCAAAAUCUGUUUGUCAAGAGCAUAUAUACUUCUCUAGCGAGCCGCCAUCGUGUCCAAGAUACGCUAUCAAAACUUGUAUGCCAAAUGGGAAAUGGUACUUACGCAAUUUUUAUAAAACUGAAUGGACUAAUUACAACGAAUGUGGAAGAGUUCAGGUAGAUAUUGCACAACUGCAAGUAUAUCGCAUUACCAUGCAUAAAAAUCUCUUUGCUUCGCUACUCUUAAAUGGAAUCUUUGUCGUUCUCUUUAAAUCGAUUGUCAUGCUUGAUGAACUCGAUAAUUUCGAUAAUACAACUACAAUUUUGGAUCAAAAUGGACCGGGAUGCAAAUUUCUCUUUAUCAUAACUAAAUAUUUACGAAUGACUAAUUACAUGUGGAUGUUCUGCGAAGGAUUAUACUUACAUCGAUUGAUUGCAGCAGCAUUUGCAGAGCAGGAAAGUCUUGUGCUUUUUUAUGUCAUAGGCUGGGGCAAUAGAAUAUUUGACAACCAUAAUGCUGUCGAGAAAGCAGUAAACAGUGGACAAUGCUUGUACAAAAUAUCCAGCUAUACAAGUUUUCCAAUGCAUGAUUUUUAUAGAUGUCGUACAUGUAAUACAACAGACAGAAAUGCAAUUUGUGUUAAUUGUAUUAAAACAUGCCAUGCUGGUCAUGAUUAUAUAUUUAUAAGUUUCAAUAAAUUUUUUCACAAAUUUUAUUUCAGGACAGGAAGUAAUCCUGUCAUCCGAAGAAACAAAAUUUGGGGAGGACAAAAUGGAGGCGUUUUAGUUUAUAAUGGGGGUUUGGGAAUUCUAGAACAGAAUGAAAUAUUUGACAAUGCAAUGGCAGGAGUUUGGAUCAAAACAGACAGCAAUCCAACUUUGAGGAGGAAUAAAAUAUAUGAUGGUCGAGAUGGAGGAGUGUGUAUUUUUAAUGGUGGAAAAGGUAUUUUAGAAGAGAAUGAUAUUUUUCGUAAUGCACAAGCUGGAGUUCUGAUUAGCACUCAGAGCCAUCCAUUACUCAGGCGUAACAGAAUAUUUGAUGGUUUAGCAGCAGGAGUAGAAAUUACAAACAAUGCAACGGCUACAUUAGAGUACAAUCAGAUAUUUAAUAAUAGAUUUGGUGGUCUUUGUUUAGCUAGUGGAGUCCAACCAAUUUUAAAAGGCAAUAGAAUAUUUGACAACCAUAAUGCUGUCGAGAAAGCAGUAAACAGUGGACAAUGCUUGUACAAAAUAUCCAGCUAUACAAGUUUUCCAAUGCAUGAUUUUUAUAGAUGUCGUACAUGUAAUACAACAGACAGAAAUGCAAUUUGUGUUAAUUGUAUUAAAACAUGCCAUGCUGGUCAUGAUGUUGAAUUCAUUAGGCAUGACAGGUUUUUCUGCGACUGUGGUGCUGGAACUCUUAGUAAUCAGUGCCAGCUUCAAGGUGAACCCACUCAAGAUACAGAUACAUUAUAUGACUCUGCAGCCCCAAUGGAAUCCCACACUUUAAUGGUUAACUAAACAAGAUUUCAUUAUUAAGUAGGGGCACUAUAGUUGGACAUUCUUUCCCAGCAUUGGAUAACAAGUCUGUCCAAACGGUGUUGCUUAUAUACCACUCUUGUUCCUCCACAGUUCAAGUGCAGCUAACAGGAACAUCGCAGGAUUCUCUAGUCAGAUGCCAUCAAAUGCAUCACCUGCUUCCCUCGCUUUUCUUCCCUUGUGACAUAUGUUCUUACUGUGUCAUAUGUGGUUUUCACAAAAGAAUUAUAUUCAUUGUGUCGUAGAAAAACUGAAGAGAAUUGCUGUUCUACAACAUGAAUGAGUUCAUCUUAAGUGAAUCUCCAUAAUUGAAAGAUAAGAAAAAUAACUAACAAAACUCGUUGUCUGGAUGUCCUCUAUGUUUCUAAUCCAGACAGAUCCCACUAGAAAACAGUUGGGUAUAAAGAAGUUUAAAAAAUACAAAAAAUGUAAUCAUGUAAAUAGAAAUUGUAGAUGUUUGAGAGAUGUCAUUUUUUGUUUUUUUUGUUUUUUUUUUUUUUUUUUUUUUUUUGUUUUUCCACUUAAUAGAUUCCUUAGCAGCGUGGUAUAUCUAGUUAGUUGUGAAUCUGCAAGAAGUGUUAGAGUUGCAGCGCUGUAAUAGAUGUGCACGUCUCCAUGUAAUGUAUUACCAAUUUUGUACUGCCACAUAUUCCAGGUGGGAAUAUUCUAAUAUUUCUCAAUGUCAAAUAUUUUGGCAAUAUUUUUCCCCCGUUCUUCCUUCAAUUAUAUGACUAUUGUAUAAUCUGUGUGAUCUGCACAUUUUACUAGUGUGCAUGAGAGUGCAAGUGUGCGCGCAUGUAUGUAAUUCAAUUUGUCCACAAAGCUUCCAUUUUUUUCCGUCAUUUGAUGUUGUGCCAGAUUAUCAUACACCUUUAAAAGAAUUGCUGCUCUUCACCGUCUCCACGUUACGUUGCACAUUUUAAAUUUGUUCGUAUUUCAUAUUUUAUUCCAAUCCAAUUAUUACAAUGUACAGGUGUUUUUCAAGAAUGAUUUAAACGCAAUUUCAUAAUUGGAUUUAAAAUUGUUUUUAUCACUGUGGUUUCCACGUGCCAUUUUUUUUUUUUUUUUCCUUCUCACUCCUCCAUUUGCCGUUAGUAAACAUAGAAAUUUGUUUUUUAAUGUUAUUUUGAAAUAACUUUAUGUGGUUUAUAAAUCAUAGUACUUAAAUUAAUUUAAAAAGUUUUAUUAUAUUCAAAUCGAUGAAGAUUAAAUUAUCAAUAUCAUAUCAGCAAUGGUUAGAAUAUCAAGAUUUUGGAAUAGAAAAAGUAACUGUAUCCCUGCCAAAUCCUGCAAAUGGAAUUUUAUACAGUUUCAUAUCAAAAGUUUGAAGUCCAGGUGUAAAUUUAGCUCUGGCAUUUCUGCAUAAAAUAGCUAAAAAUUGUUUUAAAAUAUCAUAGGAAAAUGUUCUGUUUUAAUUUACUUCUAAUUUGCUCUUAAUUUUCAUUGGAAGAAAACAUAAUUUGUUUCUUUUUUUACUAGGAUGUUUCCGUUAUAAAAUAUUUAGCAUCCAUAAAUAAAUAUAUUGAUGUGCAAGUCAGAAGUAAAUAAAUAUAUACAUACAUAUAUAUAUAUAUAUAUUUUGUGUGUCUUCUAUAUACAUAUACAUACAAAAUAUAUAUGUAUACAGAAAGAUUUGUAAUAUUUAAAACAAAAAAAGCACAUAUAUAUACAGAUUUGUACCAUUUAGUCCAUGUUCAAUGUAGAUCAUCAUCAGCAUUUAAAAUUUCCAGUUAUCAGAAAGAGUUAUUUCAUUGUCUGUGUUCAUUAUUAUUUAAAAUAUUUGUCUUCUCCAUUUCAUAGCAUUGUGUAAACAAGAUAAAAGUUUUCUGUUGUUUUUUUCUUUUGUCAGAUUCUGAAACAUCUUACUUCAUUAAAAAAAUGGCAGUGAAAUCCAAAAUGAUGACGAACUUUAAAGCUGUAUGUAUUAAAAUAUACUUUUAGUUGGUUACACUUAAGUAUGGCUCUCAGUUUUUUUAUCAUUAAAUGUGUGGCUAUACAACUUCAAAAAAAAAAAAA
This is a messenger RNA of Centruroides sculpturatus (bark scorpion), 6548 nucleotides long. It is a transcript of the gene FBXO11, whose product is annotated as F-box only protein 11-like. Gene Ontology annotation, molecular function: G protein-coupled receptor activity; protein binding; zinc ion binding. The coding region runs from base 327 to 4514 and encodes 1395 amino acids. The transcript is spliced from 32 exons. NCBI's taxonomy places the organism in Eukaryota, Metazoa, Arthropoda, Arachnida, Scorpiones, Buthidae. Gene Ontology annotation, cellular component: membrane. The record is from RefSeq and is a predicted model, not a curated record. Gene Ontology annotation, biological process: protein ubiquitination; cell surface receptor signaling pathway; ubiquitin-dependent protein catabolic process.